Molecule: messenger RNA, 1596 nt
Organism: Caenorhabditis remanei
Lineage: Eukaryota; Metazoa; Nematoda; Chromadorea; Rhabditida; Rhabditidae
Exons: 1
Coding region: 1-1596 (531 amino acids)
Cellular component (GO): nucleus
Molecular function (GO): poly(A) RNA polymerase activity; RNA binding
Source: RefSeq, a predicted model, not a curated record
AUGUCGUCUACUAAUACUAUGUCCGCCCCAACCUUCGGAAUCUCUCAACCGAUUUCUCAGGAUUUUCCAAAUAAAAAGGAUCUGCUACUCAACAAGUCUCUCACCGAAACUCUGAAAUCAUUCAACUGCUUCGAACCAUCUGAAGAGACAUCUCAACGAGUGAAAGUGCUGAACAAGCUGAAUUUCCUCGUCAAGAAAUGGAUUCACCUGCUCACAAUCACCCGAAUCCCGAUGGAUGUUGAUGCUGGAGGAAAACUGAUUGCCUUUGGAUCGUAUCGCCUCGGUGUUCACAGCUCUGGAUCGGAUAUCGACACUCUGGUUUUGGCUCCUCGUCAUGUCACUCGAAUGGACUUUUUCUCUUCAUUCAAGAAAAUUUUGUUGAAGGAUUCGGAAGUGAAGGAUUUGCAGGCAGUGGAGACUGCAUUUGUUCCAAUAAUGACUCUCAAAUACUCCGGAAUCGAAAUUGAUUUGCUGUUUGCUCGUCUGGAUAUGCCAACUGUUCCAGACAACAUCGACUUAUCGGAUGAGAAUAUUCUCAAGAACUUGGAUCCAGAAAGUGUCAGAAGUCUCAACGGAUGCCGAGUCGCCGAGCAACUUCUAAAGCAAGUGCCCAAUCAAUUAACAUUCUGUGAAACACUCCGUGCAGUCAAGUUGUGGGCCAAGAACCAUGGAAUCUACUCAAACGCCAUGGGAUUCUUUGGAGGAAUCACUUGGGCAAUUCUGGUUGCUCGUACCUGUCAACUCUACCCAAAUGCAGCUCCUUCUAAACUCAUCCAGAAGGUGUUCUUCGUAUUUUCAACUUGGAAUUGGCCAUCACCAGUAAUUCUCAAGCAUAUGGAAGACCGUUUCGAUAUGAAGAACUUGAAACAAUUGGUUUGGGAUUCAAGAAGAAAUUUCGCUGAUCGACUCCACUUGAUGCCUAUCAUCACCCCUUCAUUCCCGGAACAGAAUUCGACACACAAUGUAUCCCGAUCGACGCUCCAAGUGAUUCAGAAAGAGAUGAAAGAAGCAUUCAAAAUCUGUGAAGAUAUUCAGAAGGGCAAAGCCACAUGGAAGGAUCUCCUGGAAGAAACCAACUUCUUCUGCAAGUACAAACACUUCAUUGCAAUCUCCAUCAAUGCUGAAAAGGAGAAAGAGGAGACUCAAUUCGCUGGAUUUUUUGAAUCUCGUAUUCGACAGCUGGUUCAACUUCUGGAGAGGAACUCACAAGUACAGAUUGCUCAAGUCAAUACGAGAAAGUUCAAAGCAUCUUCUUCACCUGGAAAAUCCCAAUGGUUCAUUGGAUUGGAAUUCAUCCAGGAGGCCAAGAAUUUGGAUUUGACCGAAGAGAUCAAGAGAUUCAAGAAGAUUAUUGGUAAUCAAGCCAAGGAGAAAAUCGGAACUGUCCAAAUCGAUGCGGUGUAUGUCAAAAGAAGCAACUUGAUCACGUACAUCUCUGCAGCUGAGCUAAAACGAGGAAAGUUUAUGAAGAAGGAAACAUCGCCGGAGAAGGAGAAUGCCAACCGAAAGCGACCAACGACAAAAAAAUCUGGAGAUGAUGUGAAGAAGCCAAGGACCGCCUUCAACUCAAUAGGUUCUGUUCAAACUACUUUUUGA